AUGUUUAUAAAUGAGGCCCCUGACCAGUCUAUGGACAAGACCCAGCAUGGAUCCAGAGAUCUUCUGCAAGGACUCGCACCCGAGGUCCGUGUGCCCCAGGCGCACCGGCCAUCCCAAGAUCCCUGCCCUGCUUCAGAAACCCCCUGGCGGGAAAACCUUCUGAACAUCCACCCCUCCACUCCCAUUAACAUUACACAUUUAGCAGCCGUCCUUUCUACUCACCCAGAUCCCGUGUUUGUAGACUAUCUACUCUCAGGGCUUUCCCAAGGCUUCAGGGUAGGCGUCCUCUCUUCCUCCACCGUGACUUUCGUUGCAAAAAACGUACAGUCUGCCAUUAAAGAACCCGCAGUUGUUUCUCAGCUUAUAGAGAAAGAACUCAGCAAAGGGUACAUCAUCGGCCCUUUUCACUCAUCCCCAUUCUCAGUGUUUCGCACUAGCCCAAUAGGAGUAGCCACUCGCAAGUACUCAGAGAAGAAAAGGCUAAUUUAUGAUCUGUCUGCACCCCGCUCCGGCCCUUUUGCCAGUGUCAAUAGCCUCAUCCCCUCAGAACCAUUCUCCCUUCACUACGCCUCGGUUGACAAUGCAAUUAAGCUCAUUAAAUUCGCAGGCCAAGGAGCAUGGCUCUCCAAAGCAGACAUCACUGAUGCUUUCAAAAUCAUUCCCAUUCAUCCGUCCCAGUGGAACAUGUUCGGCAUCAGGUGGGAGUCCAAGCUCUACUUCGCCGUCCGCCUCACUUUCGGGUGCAGGAGCAGCCCAUGCAUCUUCAAUUCCUUCUCCGAGGCACUCUGCUGGAUCCUGCUGAACGUUGUCAGAAUCCCAUCCGUCCUUCAGCUGCUGGAUGAUUUCCUUCUCAUAGACCCCCCACGGGAUAACUCAGGCGCUUCAUUGUUUAAAUUGAAAAACUGUUUCCAGGAGCUAGGCGUCCCCCUAUCCCAGGAGAAAACCAUAGGCCCCGACACAAGUCUGGAGUUUCUGGGCAUCACACUCAACUCCAUAGAGAUGAAAGCGUCUCUCCCAAAUAACAAACUGCAGCGCAUACGCGACAUCACCAAGUCCUAUUGCGCCCAACACAUCAUUACUAAACAGCAGCUGCUCUCCCUCCUCGGGCACCUCAAUUUCGCUAUGCGAGUCACACGCUCAUUCAUCUCCCGCCUCCUGGACGCAGCAUCAGCCGUUAAAAACCUCCAUGAUCAUGUCCCUCUAGACGAAGUAUGCCGCUCAGACCUGCGCUUCUGGUCCCUUCUGCUCGACCAAUGGAACGGCGUCACCUUCUUCUACAAUGACAUAGUACACUCCUCAGACUCAAUGAGGCUUUUCACGGAUGCCGCCCCAUCCGCUGGUUUUGGGGGUUUCUUUCAGGGAGAGUGGUUCGCAGGUCCCUGGCCCCUCUCCUUCCCUAAUCAUGCCACAUCCUCCGCCCUGCAUGAGAUCUACUGA
Molecule: messenger RNA, 1437 nt
Organism: Gymnodraco acuticeps
Lineage: Eukaryota; Metazoa; Chordata; Actinopteri; Perciformes; Bathydraconidae
Source: RefSeq, a predicted model, not a curated record